This is a messenger RNA of Vespula pensylvanica (western yellowjacket), 2272 nucleotides long. RefSeq lists its product as uncharacterized. Gene Ontology annotation, cellular component: nucleus; cytoplasm. Bases 665 to 1930 code for a protein of 421 amino acids. Lineage: Eukaryota; Metazoa; Arthropoda; Insecta; Hymenoptera; Vespidae. The record is from RefSeq and is a predicted model, not a curated record. The transcript has 2 exons.
CGCACGCUGCCACUACACCAUUUUACUACCACUACUACUACAACCGUAACAUACAAACGCGUGUCGGCGCGCGCGUGCCCGCCCGAGCAUUUCGAAAAUCUCAUUUACCGAUGCUUUUUUACGCACGUGCUUGCAACCCUGAAUUUACACCUGUCGCUUGCGCUCGCGUGCGCCCGCGCAUUUCGUUUGACGCACUUUUACAAUUAUACGUUUAAAAACGCCGGCUUGUCUUUUGCUUCUUUCUUUCUUUUUAUUUUUUUUUCUUUCUCUCUCUCUCUCUCUCUCUCUCUCUCUCUCUCUCUUUCUUUCUUUCUUUCUUUCUUUCUUUCUUUCUUUCUUUCUGUCUCUCUCUCUCUCUCUUUCUUUCGCUCUCUUUUUUUUACGUUUCUACAAGAAGGAAUCUACGCUUACCCAUUUUCUUAAAGGAUCGCUGGCGUUCAUAAUGAAGAAUAUCAUGUUCAGGGGUAACAUACUUCAGUCUUAUUAGACAUAAAAGUGUCUACAACAGUCUGGAAUAUAGUGAGGAAUAAAAAGAGAGCUAUACAGUGGAAUUAGCUGGACGCGUAUGCCCAGCAUAUAUUUUGCUAGUAUUUGUUUUUUUAAAUUUUGUAAAGAUGACAGUCUAUAUUAAUAAUGAUGUUUGUUACUUGCAUAAUUACGUGUUAUGCCCAAGGCCAAGAAAAAAUCUUACCUUAGAAAGGUAAGGGAAAUGCGAGAGUAUAGACGACAAAAACUAAUGUCAGAAACAGCAGAGGAACGUGCUCUACGAUUAUAUACGUCGGCUGAAAGAAUGAAGAACGCCAGAGCAAAAGAAACUGAAGAACAAGCUGCUCUAAGAAGGAUGCAAGAAGCUCAGAGAAUGGCCAGGCAUCGGGCUAAGAAGAAGCGUUGUCUCGAUGAAAAUCUAGCUAGAGAGAUAUCUAAAAUUGCAGAACUCUCUAAAAUGCCAGAUGCAGCGACGAUCGCUCAAAUGUCUGAAAUGAAUAUGAAUAAAAUAUCUGCAGAAUUGAAGCAGAUGAUGGAGAGAGGAAAAGUUCCAGAACAUAUAGUACAGAUGGCUCAACUUGCGGAAUUUAGUAAAAUGACCGAAUUAAACAAAAUGUCUCAAGAUAUGGCGAAGAGAUACGAAAUGGAAAAAAUGGCAGAGUAUGCCAAAACAACAGAGUAUGUAAAAAUGCAAGAAAUCGCCAAGAUGUCAGAGAUAGCUAAAAUGAAUGAAAUGGUUAAAUUGUCAGAAAUGGCUAAGUAUAAUGACAUAACAAAAAUAAGUGAGAUUGCCAAAAUGAAUGAAAUGAUCAAAAUGUCUCAAAUGGCAAAGAUUAACGAGGCACAAAGAAUGAACGAAAUAGCAAAAUUAAAUGAGAUGGUAAAAAUGACAGAAAUGGCUAAAUACAAUAAUGAUAUAACGAAACUCAACGAGAUUGCUCAAAUUAAUGAAAUGGCUAAAGAGAUAGCAAAGAUGAACGAAAAAACUAAAAUGAAUGAAAUGAUUAAAAUGGCAAAUAUACAGAACGAUAUAGCAAAAAUGCCAGAGUACUCGAAAAUAGCCGAAAUGGCUAAAUUAACGGAGUUAGCUAAGCUUAAUGAAAUAACGAUAACAAAAUUAAAUGAUCCUCCUCCACCCAAAGUAGCAGAAAUUCCAAGAAUUCCUGAACCUGUGAUUACUGUGCCAAAUCCAAGGAAUUUGCAAAACGUUCAAACUGUUCAAGUAGCACAGGCUAGCCCAUCUAGUACGAUAAAUUUUCCGACUGUGCCUGGCCAGGGUAAAUAUGCCCAGCUACUGGUUAUUAUCGAAGAACUCGGUAGAGACAUUCGCCUCUCGUAUGCAGGAAGUCGUAGUGCCGCGGAACGCCUGAAAAUGGGUAUACAGCACGCAAGGAUUCUCGUACGAGAAUGUUUGUUAGAAACAGAACAUAAUGCGCGACAAUGAUCUGUCGAUGAACUUAGCCGCUAGAUUUUUAGCAGAUUAUUUUCCAAGAUGAUGAUAUGUAUGAUCUAUCGAAUGCAGCAGAUUAUUGUCUUUGUUCGAACAAAGAAGUUUACAAGUUAUAAGAAAUAUAUCUGCUGCUAUGUAUAUUAUGCCAUCUUGCCGAUAUAAGCUUAGUACCACUUUGACAAUGAAUCAAAAUGCAUUAUAAUGGACUGCUUGUUUAAAAAUAUUAUGCGAUCUGAUAAAUACUUGUAAUGUAUUUGGUAUAUUAGAUUGUCAAAGAAAAGAAGUUUUAAGCCAGUGGUAUUUAAGGCUUAAUACAUAUUAUUAUUAUUAUUAUUA